CCAAGCCAUCUCCAUUGACAUCAGAGCUAGGGUUUUCGCAUUCCCUUCUCCUACACGAUGCAAAAUUCGUCGCCCGAAAUCGGCGCCGCCGCCUCCUCUCCCGUCGCCAUGGACGUCGAAGCCGCAUCAGCCGCUCCCCCGAAGAAGCCGUCGGUCCUAUUCGCUCAAAAACCGAACUUCCGGCCGCUCUCAGCCCACGAAAUCUCCGAUGGAAAGAUCCAAUUCCGCAAAAUCUCAGCCCCGCCGCACCGCUACACUCCGCUGAAAAAGGCGUGGCUCGAAAUCUACACACCGAUCUACGACGAGAUGAAAAUCGACAUCCGGAUGAAUCUGAAGGCCCGCAGGGUUGAGCUGAAGACCCGGCGCGAUACCCCCGACGUGAGCAACCUGCAGAAGUGCGCCGACUUCGUCCACGCCUUCAUGCUCGGGUUCGACGUGAUCGACGCUGUGGCCCUGCUUCGGAUGGAUGAGCUGUACGUGGAGUCGUUCGAGAUCAAGGAUGUGAAGACGCUGAAAGGGGAGCACUUGUCGCGAGCGAUCGGGCGGCUGAGUGGGAAAGGGGGAAAGACGAAAUUCGCGAUUGAGAAUUCAACGAGGACGAGGAUUGUGAUUGCGGAUUCGAAGAUUCAUAUGCUUGGGUCGUUUGCUAAUAUUAAAGUCGCGAGGGACUCGCUUUGUAGUCUGAUUUUGGGGUCUCCUGCUGCUAAAGUUUAUUCAAAGCUGAGAGCAGUUACAGCUCGCCUCGCUGAAAGGUUUUGAUUGCUCUUUUAUUUGGCUUGAUUACAUUUUUGAUCAUGUGAGAUUUAUGGCCAAAUUUUAACAUUACAAUGUUUGCGGUCCUGUAUUUUGUUUUCCUACAGUUUUGGUGGUUUCUUGUUGAUUAUAGUAGAAUGGUUGAAAAAUAUCGAUUUAAAAGAUAAAUAUAUGUAAUAUGGUUAGAUUUCUAUCAUAA
Molecule: messenger RNA, 952 nt
Organism: Salvia splendens (bonfire salvia)
Lineage: Eukaryota; Viridiplantae; Streptophyta; Magnoliopsida; Lamiales; Lamiaceae
Product: RNA-binding protein PNO1
Exons: 1
Coding region: 58-759 (233 amino acids)
Cellular component (GO): nucleus
Molecular function (GO): RNA binding
Source: RefSeq, a predicted model, not a curated record